AUGAUUCAACUGAUGUCUUCGCUGGGACAUUUCUGGUUGCUUGAACAUCCGGAAGAUCUGGGUCGCCUGCCCAAUGGCGAUGACCCAGCUAGCAUUUGGCAAUGGCCUCAGAUCCGGACUGCAGUGGGCGACGCCCCUUGUUGGGGCCUCCGCCAGUGCGAUUACUCCGCCGAUACUCCAAAACCUACUCGCUUGGCUUCGAAUCUGCCUGGGGCUCGAGUCUUUGGGUCUUCCUGGCCCUCCUUUCAGGAAGAUGGGACAUAUGCAGGGCCCAUCCUUCGUUGUGAUCACCAUCACGGACCAGGGGCUCGUUGGUCAUCGGGCCAGUGGCGCACUGCCGGUACUGAAGCUUACCCAUCCCCGCUUUGUGCCUUUCUUGCUGACCUGAUUGCCUCGGCACUUUCUGCUUCCUUUAGCACGGAUGGUCCGGAACAGCAUGCUGCUGAACAGUUUGCUAAGUUUCUCUUGCAGCAGGACAGGCCCCCUGCUCCACACGAUGCCGAAGCACUGAUCACCCUCUUGCCACUGGAGGCCCCGCAUGUCAGUGCUCAGACUGCGGCUGGGCAAGCCUUCUUUGGCGGGGCAUACUGCAAAGGGGGAGUUGUUGGCCUUCGUAGGUCCUGCCGCGAAUUCCCGGCCACCCUUCGGGUCCUGUGCACUUUGCUCCGCCAUGCUUUUCCAGGCCAGAUCUUCUCUUCUGUUGCGGUCUUUGUGGAUGCAGCCACACAGAUGCCUCGGGAUUCACAUAAUGCACCCUAUCCAAAUCUUCUGCUAGCACUUUCGACGUUCUCCAAUGGCCAGGUGUGGCAGCAGGAUCAGAAUGGGGAUGUCUGGCGCACGGUGCAUGGGACUCCGUGUCCGGGGGUCCUCUUGGAUGUCGCUCGGGCACCACAGCUUCUUCGAGCUUGGGAGUCUCGGGUGGUGCUCGUUGGCUACUGCGUCCGCCAACUGCCGGCUCUUGACGUGAGCUCGCUGUCCUUGCUUUCGCACUUGGGCUUUCUGCUCCCGCCGUCAGUCACUGCUGGCGUUGCCCGGGGUGAUACAGCAGAGACCUUAGCGGAGCCCUCGGGUCCUGUCGCCGAUGCUGGGACACCCCUUGCAUCUGAUAAGGAAAGGGCGACUGGACCUCAUAACGGUGCCCCGGUGGCUCGUCCUGCUCCCGAGUGGCAGCAUGCUGAGCGGGUGCAAAGGGCGAUCCGGAACUUUGUGCUAGAGGAGGUUGGUGACUUGCGCAAGGCUGCUUUGCAACUGGCUGUCGGAAGGAUGAAGUCGUCCCCCUUUAGUGAACAGGGCGUGCAGCGUUUGAGGCAGCAGGUUGCAAGCAUGCUGCCAGACCCGGAUCUGGCUUUGCAGGUCCCAGAGCGCCAGCCUUUCUUGUUGCACUUGUUGUCGCAGUCCUUGAAGUUGCUGGGUGAUCCAGAUUGGGCAUGCCUCUCUCAAGGGGAGGAGUGCUUUGCGAUGGGCGUGCCACUGGGUGACGAGGUUCCUUUGCCGCGUACGCCGCAGGUGUACCGGGAACGUGUGAAGGAGCGGACCUUGGAUGUCACCCCCUUUCAGCAAAUCAUGAAUAACUAUGAGUCUGCGGAGCUUUCAGCCGAUAAGCUUGAAGAACAUUUUGCUGCGGAGGAACGGGCCGGUCGCAUGAUCCCGAGCACGGAACCUGCCCUGCGGGCAGAGUAUGGGGACACCUUGCUGGUGGCCUCGAUGGGUGCCUUACUUAAGCCGAAUGGCGACAUCCGUCCGCUGCACGACGGGACUCAUGGCAUUGGCUUGAACAAUCGUAUCAAAAUUCUCGAUCGCUUGGAAAUGCCGGGACCGGAUGAAAUCCUUGAGACGGUUGCUUUGGGGCAGGAAUCUAAAGAGGCAGUGUUUUGCAUUUCUGCAGAUAUCGCUCAGGCUCACCGCCUGACCAAAGUCCGCCGUGCCGAUUGGGCCAAGCUUGGAUGCAAGGCACGCAGUGAGGCGCGUACUGUUUGGGUAAAUACUGUCGGCACGUUUGGGAUUUCCUCUGCUGCCUAUCACUGGUCCCGCUUGUUCGGCUGUAUAGGCCGUUGGGUGCACAGGGUCAUGCUGACCGUUUGGCAGAUGCAAGUCGUGUUUGCGGAUGAUCUUCACCUCUUGACUGCUGGACAGCACAAAUUCCUCACGAUGUGGAUGUGCCUGGCUGCCUACGAGUUGGUUGGCACGCCGUUUGCCUAUCGUAAGUUCCGGGGCGGUACUGUUGUGGAUUUUGUGGGAUAUGAAAUCUCAUACUCUGAAUGGAGGGCUGGCAUCUCCGAGCGGAGGUGCUCGUGGCUGGUCAAGUGGAUUCUGGAAGCCGAGCAGGCUGACUGGAUCGUGGUGGGGCGGUCGGUGAUCGAGCUCGCUGGGCACAGCGGUUCGAAGCCUGUGUUGGUCUAUCUGUGCCUGAUCUUCGUGAGGCGUCAGCUGCAGGAUCGUGGACGCUUGGUGCGGCCUGUUGUAGACUGGCGGGCUUCUCGCCAGGCCUUUCGCGCCGAUGCCAAAUGUGCCCCGAAUCGUGUGGUCCUGGGUGGCUGGCUGUUGGGCAAGGAGGGAAUUCCCCGGAAGGCCCCGUGGUUCUCUCUUGCCCUUUCCCCGUCGGAGGCACCGUGGUUGUUUAAGCCGAAUGGAGAAUCACAGUGGGCCUCGACGGCUGCUGAGCUGCUUGCAUCGUAUGUCGCAUUGGUUGCUUUCGGGUUGCUGGAGGGUUCACGUGCCUUCGGGGAUACCUUUGAUGCUGUGCUGGUUGGUGGCACGGACAAUCAGGCGACUCCUCAGGCGCAGGCCCGGGGUUCUUCUGCCUCGUGGCCACUUCUUGGCAUCUUGAUGCAAGUCACUGCAACUCUGCAGCCGCAUGGAGCUCAGAUGAAGUUGGUCUGGCGGCCGCAUGAGACUAAUGUUGAGGCAGAUGAUUUGACUAACGAAAAUUUUGCCUUGUUUGACAGUGAGCAGAGGGUCAAGGUUAGCUGGGACGACAUUCCGAUGGAUUUUAUGCGAGAGCUUGCCGCUGCUCACGAGGAUUUCCUUGAAGCUAAGUCUUUGGCACGUGCAUCUGCAGGUCCUAAGAUGAAGAGUUCGAAGAAGCAAAAAUUGGCGGAGAGAACCUCGUGGUGA
Symbiodinium natans is the source of this 3114-nucleotide messenger RNA. The record is from the annotation of a GenBank genome assembly. NCBI's taxonomy places the organism in Eukaryota, Dinophyceae, Suessiales, Symbiodiniaceae.